UCAUUAUAGGCAGUCCUGAUUUAUUGUUGCUGGGUUAGAAGUAGACCUAGAAUACAUAAUUUCAGAGCUAUUGCCGCAGUUAUGUUCAUGGGCUAAAUGAGAAGGAAAAAUAAAUAACAUAACCGAAGCUCUACAAGCUGCAGUGCUCCGACCAAACGGCAUCGCAAAUGAACAAACGAGGCUGAUAAUGACGUCAAUGUUGUGCCCGAACGCGCGCUGGUUGGUGCACUCGCGAAUGUUUCUGACCGCCGCUCUGUGUUGGAGCGGGGAGAGCGAGUUUUCCACUGCAGCAUCACUCACUUCAAAUAGCGCACCCAAACUGUGACGAUACCACCUCAUCCGAAGCGAACUCAUUGGAGUUACAAUCACCUGCGAGGCUGCGACUGCGCUUUCUCUGAAGCAGACAAGGACCGAACGAAAUAAUUUAUUUUAUUUAUCUUUUUCUCAGCUACGAAAGGGAAUGCCAUCAAUAAAUAUGAAACUGGAGAUGGUGACCAUCAUCGCCUGCGAGGUAGACACAGAGGUGUUUACUUCAGACAAGCUGCAGGAGAGGUUCGAGGCCCUGUUCAGGAUCUACGACGAGCAGACGUCCUUCCAGAUGUUCAAGAGCUUCAGGCGAGUCCGCAUCAGUUUCAGCACUCCGGAGGCGGCCGCCCGCGCUCGCAUCGAGCUCCACCUGCCUAUAGUGAAUGCGCUUACUGGUAAUCAUUAUUUGCUCUACUUCUCCAGUGUUCAGAAUUCUGGGGAGGAUAUAGACAAGUCGUACCUGGCUCCUCCUGCGCCCGUCAAACAGUUCCUCAUCUCGCCCCCUGCCUCGCCGCCCGUGGGCUGGAGCCAGAGCGAAGACGCCACGCCUGGUAUCAACUAUGACCUGCUGUGUGCGGUGGCCAAGCUGGGCCCAGGGGAGAAGUAUGAACUGCAUGCGGGCACUGAGUCAACCCCCAGCGUUGUGGUGCAUGUGUGCGACAGCGAUGCAGAGGAUGACAACGACGAAGCGCGGCCCAAGCAGAAACAGCAGAURGUCCAAACCCGGCGCCCCGACGGCCCGUCGCAAGUCCUGAACUAGGACGCCCGUUACGGACCCCACUCCCACGACCGCAACACACACACGCACCAAGCCCUGUCUUCUCUGUCUCUGCAGUCGCACAGCACAGCAAGGCAACGCCCCUCAUUUCAGUUCAACCCAAAACACACAAACAGCAGACAGUUGGUGGUGUUUGUGGAGGGAGCAUGGCUAUUGGAUGGGAUGAGGCGGUCUGGCCUGUAUGGACGAUGGAGGAUGGAUGAGAUUUACACACACUCAUCACACUCAAAGGAAAGGGAGGGGGGGGUGCCUAACUCUUGCCCCUUGACCUCGGAUCAGCCAGGGGCGGGUAUGUAACACCUUGUCCUCCUAAAGCAGGCACCCUGUCAUAGAUUAUACACUCAGCUCUCAUCUGUAGUAGUUCCUCUCUAGUAGUAUUUAUUUCCUUCCUGCUUACUGUCACUGGUUAGUUGUGUCGCGCAGUGGUCUUUCGGGGACAUGCAAUACCUCUAAUGAGGUUUUUUGAGUUUCUUAACUUUUUUGAUAUAAAUUUGUUCUUCUGAUUGUUAGUCUGUUCUUCUUCUGCUAUUUAUGAUAUCAGCUGAUUGGUUGUUUCUGCUAACACAGAAUGAGGAUUGGCUGUCUGGUAUUCCUCUUCUUGUCUUCAUGUAUAUAUAAGAACAUACUCCUACAGAGACUCAAAUACUAAACUGUUGUAUAAAGCAAAGGAACCUACGGAGGUCACACUACAUAGCAACAGGUGGCCACGCGGUAACAUCAAAGUUAUGGUGGUGUUUGCAUUUUAUUUACAUUUUGGGGGGGGGUCUGCUUAUGUCCUUUUAAUCAGAGAGGUGUCUAUUGAAGUGUUGCUGAACUAGGUGUGCAUUCUUCUUAAAAUGUAUUUGAUACCACAAACAAUUGUUUUUUUGCAUGCUUACUAACGUAGUCGGGAGCAUUUUAUACUGGUCAAGAUGACAGGGAAAUGGAAUGACGCUUAAGACGACACGCAUAUCUCUAGUUUUAUAGUGUCAGGUGUGAGGGGGGAGGCUGGCUGAGUGAGUGAAAAGACAGAGUGAAUGAGACCUUUACAGUGUGAGUAAAAGCCUAAGAGUUGGGCUUUAGGAUAGGAGUAACGCCUAAGAGUUGGGCUUUAGGAUAGGAGUAGAGGCUAAGACUAAUCUCCUACAGGAGUGUUGACAUUUUCGGAGGGCAUUUAUUUUAUAUUCCAUCUUUCCAGUAAUGUUUUGGGGUCUUGUUAUGAUAUCAACACAGCUGUCUUCUUCUCAGACCUAUAUGGCUUGUUUUACACUGAGAAUCUCUCUCUCUCUGGAGCUAUACUAAAGGAAUGUCCUGACUUUCCUCUGUCAGCUCUUAAAAGUUGAAGACUGCUUCUUAGUUCUUGCUGUAAAUAGCUCAAUAGUCAGUAGGUGGAAAUAGUCCAUUAGGUUUUAAUGAUUGACAUUAAGCGUUGCUGAGAAAUUGAAAAAGUUUAAUUAGCCACCCAGCCUCUGGAGAUAGCAACCAAAGCCUUCAUCUCACAUUGCAGUCACAGCACAAACCUUUGGAAACUCAAGAAACUAAAGAGAAAGUUUUUWAAAAUGUUAUUAAAAAUGAGUUUUAUUGUCACAUGAAAUGUGUUUUACAGGGUCAGCCAUAGUAGUACAGCGCCCCUAGYGCAAAUUACUCCAAUUUGGAAUACUGCUGCAUUAACAGUUGUUAUUUUGCUCACAACAAGUUCUUUCCAACUCCCAAAUAAAAUUAAGAAUUAAUUAAUUAAGUGUGCUUUUAGUCAUUCAUUUUAAUCCUAAAUAUUUUAGGAGUAAAUUUAAGAGUAACUUUUACCAGAAUGAUAGACGUUUCUCCUGACCAUGCACUUUGAAUAACAACAAGCAUAACAUGUCAACUAUAAUGUCAUGUGUCUGUUAUUACAAUGAUUUGAUGCCAUAAAAAGUCCCUCAUGUUUUAGUUUUUUCACAAACAUUCUCCAUAUAGUGAGUCUGUUGUAUACAGACAAUUCCAUGUAGUCUGUUGUAUACAUACUAUUCCAUGUAGUCUGUUGUAUACAGAAUUUUCCAUGUAAGAGUCCUUGAUUUCAUUCCCAACCUGAAAAGGUGUUUUGAAACCAGUGUUUUUUUUAAACAAAAUAAAAGCCCAACCGUUGAGGAGGAGUGUUCCGGUGGGCCUCGGCGGUUAACCUAAACCUUUUCCGUGUUAGACAGCAUGAAAAAUGACAGAUAUUUUUGCUCAUAUUAGUAAACAAAAGAUGGUCUGUCUGCAUGCGAGCACUUUAUUGUCAGCAGUCUUUUUUCUUGUCAUUGUAGAGUCAGUCUUUUUUCUUCUCACUGUAAAGGCAGUCUUUUUUCUUCUCACUGUAAAUGCAGUCUUUUUUCUUCUCAUUGUAAAGGCCGUCUUUUUCUUCUCAUUGUAGAGGCAGUCUUUUUUCUUCUCACUGUAAAGGCAGUCUUUUUUCUUCUCACUGUAAAGGCAGUCUUUUUCCUUCUCACUGUAAAGGCAGACUUUUUUCUUCUCACUGUAAAGGCAGUCUUUUUCCUUCUCACUGUAAAGGCAGACUUUUUUCUUCUCACUGUAAAGGCAGUCUUUUUUCUUCUCACUGUAAAGGCAGUCUUUUUUAUUUUCACUGUGGAGGCAGUCUUAUCCUUCUCAUUGUAGAGGCAGUCUUUUUUAUUUUCACUGUAAAGGCAGUCUUUUUUAUUUUCACUGUAGAGGCCGUAUUUUUCUUCUCACUGUAAAGGCAGUCUUUUUCUUCUCAUUGUAGAGGCAGUCUUUUUUCUUCUCGUUGUAAAGGCCGUCUUUUUUCUUCUCACUGUGAAGGCAGUCUUUUUUAUUUUCACUGUAGAGGCAGUCUUUUUCUUCUCGCUGUAAAGGCAGUCUUUUUCCUUCUCACUGUAAAGGCAGUCUUUUUCCUUCUCACUGUAAAGGCAGUCUUGCUAGAGAGAAUGUUCUAUAUUUCUUUUGUUCUUUUUUAAAAAGUCUUCUGUUUUUCAAAAUAAACACCUGGGUAGCCUUCUCACUAGCAGAGCAGCGUGCGUUUAACACUCAUCAUCUCUCGCUACUGGGGGUUUGAAGGCUCGGAGGCCUUUUGAUAUAUGUGCAGGAGUGUACUACUGAAUAGGUGUGGUAGGAAGAACAGGAAAAUGUGUCUUUUGAGAUGAUGGUUGGUUGCAACCACAGAACAUAUGUGUGUUUUUGUUAGUGUUUGUCCCUGGAACAUAAUUUCAAGUGCAAGCUUUGUCCUUUCAGAGGUGACUUCUAAAAACCAAGCAGCCAGCGAGUGUUGAAACACAAUGCAAUGGCACAGACACUUUCUAGUUGUGCUGACUGGUGAUAAUAUUGCUGAUUGAUGACUAAGAUAAUGAUUAUGUUGACGAGGCUGAUCUGAUGUUUUCUACUGACCGCUGUCUCUGAAACUGGGAGCAUUUUGGGUCACAGGCGAAACGAGAAACAUUUAUAGUGAUUUUGUUGCUGACGCCAGUUCCAGUAUGCAGCUAAAAAAAUGUUGGCUUCUAAUUUUAUGUUGAUGUAAAGAUACAAAUAAAUAAAAAGUUCUGAAAUGCUCGAUCAAAUCAAUUCUUAUUGUGUCGUGUUAAAAAUUGACUCAGUUUAAUGUUUGUUUUUUUGGAAUGUCUACAAAACAAAACGGUCAAUACCGUCCGUUACUGUUGUAUACUGUUCUGUUGAAAUCUGAAUAUUAUGUCUAGUACUGUAGUUAUCCAGAAAACGAAGUAGCAAUCAAGCAAUAAUUUACAGUUAUAUACAGGUAUCUGUAUUUUAUGUUGUGUACUAAUUUCCAGAGUUGUUUUCUCUGACUGUUACAACAGUACUUGCUUAUAUUUGUGUGGUAUGAUUGUCAUUCGUUUCACAUGAGAAAUACAUAAAG
Molecule: messenger RNA, 4922 nt
Organism: Salvelinus sp. IW2-2015
Lineage: Eukaryota; Metazoa; Chordata; Actinopteri; Salmoniformes; Salmonidae
Product: calcipressin-3-like
Biological process (GO): calcium-mediated signaling
Cellular component (GO): nucleus; cytoplasm
Molecular function (GO): calcium-dependent protein serine/threonine phosphatase regulator activity; nucleic acid binding
Source: RefSeq, a predicted model, not a curated record